Chaetomium globosum CBS 148.51 is the source of this 1503-nucleotide messenger RNA. RefSeq lists its product as uncharacterized. The record is from RefSeq and is a predicted model, not a curated record. The transcript is spliced from 7 exons. The coding region runs from base 1 to 1503 and encodes 500 amino acids. Lineage: Eukaryota; Fungi; Ascomycota; Sordariomycetes; Sordariales; Chaetomiaceae.
AUGCGUGGAAACGUUGGUGGAGGGGAUGCGGAGAGCGAGACGGGAAAGGACCCAGUCGACCUGAUUGUCGAGACCACGGCUGCAAUUGCGAAGAGUACGACCGUCCUGAUGGGCAAGCAGAUUUCACCCGACGAUCGGAAAGACAUGGACCGAAUCAUCUACCGCGCACGCCAUCUCUUCAACCAACUCUGUCUCUUCGCCGCGGUAACUGCCACCGGAUCCACCGCUGGUUCUCUCACAGUACAUGAACGACACCUCCGUCCGAAUAUUCAUGUCGCCACGCAUUUUCCAGCCUUCGCCGAAGAGUAUGCGUCACCAGUUAACUGCAAUACCCUGACAGGGGAGAACCUCCACAGCAAAAUUCUCUCGCGAGCCGACCGUAACGGGUUGGAAGCUUUACAGGAAGCCGAAGAGCAUGAAAUCGACGUAGAUCAGUCGGCCGACGCGACACAUUUGGCGCCGUCCGCGAUCAACCGCAUUCCAACCGAAAAUGUUGCGACGCAUCCGGCCAACGAAGGCAAACGACUUCCAUUACGUUCGACUGAUGCAACACCAACUUGGCGCCGGUUGAUCCGGUUGGCUUACGAGCACGACUACGGCAAAGCCCGACAAUUCCCAUCCUUCUUCGAGAACCGAGCUGUCCAGUGGUCUCGGAAGUUCGGCUUUACGGACAGGGACUCAAACGAGCGGUUUACCUUCAGAGCUGGCGACUAUGUACAGUUUACCCGCGACGGAGGUGUCCAAUUCGGCCGGGUCGACCACAUCUUCGUACUCGAUAACUUUGCCGACCGACAUAUCUUCGUGGUGUUGAUCCCAUACAGUGGCCAGCUUUGCUCCCUCGGCGAAAAAAAGGACUUUCUCGACCCUCCUUACUAUGAUGCGUCCUUCACAACCCUGGAUCAGGGCUUAGAUGUCCUCGCUUCUCUGUUGGAAAUCUUUCAGGAUAUUUUCAUGGACUCAGAACCCGACGGUAGUAUAACUCCAGGGAUGUUCGUUGGGUUCGACCCUGUAGAAGACCAAAUCGAGGAGGGAGAACCUCCUGAAGAUGCUUCCGCGGACCCAGGAGGACCAUCGUCCGCGGUUGUUGUCCUUCUGCUAGCAUCUGUGGCCAUCGGCCUAGCCAUCCUGGCCCUUUUAGCCUUUCGCGACGGCAUCGACAGCCAUCAGUUUGGCACCAUCCUCUCGACAUACUCAACUUUGGCGGGUCCUUUGGCGAAAAGCUAUUUUCUCUUCCAGACUUUCUUUCUCUACGCUGUCUUCGGCACAGGAAGCCCCGACGUGGCACACCCUGGUUCGCCAACUCCCCAAACCCAACUUUCAUCCCCCGGAAGCAGUGGUGAGCCUCACGAGGUUGCCGUCAAUCAACUCAACGCAGAGUCAAGCACUCCAAGGAAAGAACAUGGAAGCUUCCACCAAAGUUUAUCGUCCUCGACACCAUCCGUGGAGGCGGAGACAUGGUCCGUUGCCCCAUCCUUGAAAAGCCCCGGACCCCGCGGCCUCUAA